Asparagus officinalis (garden asparagus) is the source of this 1462-nucleotide messenger RNA. RefSeq lists its product as uncharacterized. The record is from RefSeq and is a predicted model, not a curated record. The transcript is spliced from 3 exons. NCBI's taxonomy places the organism in Eukaryota, Viridiplantae, Streptophyta, Magnoliopsida, Asparagales, Asparagaceae. Bases 307 to 1068 code for a protein of 253 amino acids.
UAAGUUAAACCAAAACUUUCCGUGUUUGAGUAACUAAUCAACCUCUAGCUUAUUUACACUCUGUCUCUGUGCAUGAGAUUCUGUACUGGAAAAUACAAAGGCCACGAGAAUCACCCCAGAUCGAAGCAAAACCCCCCCUCACCUCACCGCCUCAAUCCACAAGCAAUACCUCUCAAGUGGAUUCUUUUCUCUUCCUCUCACUUCUCAAGCUCUCUCCCAAUCACCCCCCUCUUAUACCUCUUGAGGGGUUGUCGCAUCAUUCUGCACCAUAAUCUCACCGACUUGGUUUGUAGUAAGGAAGCGAUGAUGGCGAUUACUCACGACGACCUCUCGCUGAAGAAGCUGAAGGAGGCCGGUAUCAGCAGCAGACUCGCUCUCUUUCUUGUCAUCUUCUCUGUGCUUUGCGGCCUCACCGCUUUCAUUUUGUGCCUCACAGCAGAGGGCUCCAGGUCUGAGGUGACAUAUUUGCUUGUGACCACACCGAGCAGCAAGGACUACAAGUGCUACUACAGCGCACCGGCAGGACAUUCCUCUGGCCUGCGCCCGCGGUGGGCGCGCAUUCCUCAUUCUUGCCAAUACCCAUGUUCACCGAGCACUGCUUAUAUGCUCAUCGCUGUUACAAAUCCUCAGCCACCGGCGUUGGCAGCCUGGACCACACCGCAAGAUCCCAGAGCAACAUCAACAAACAGAGAUCUUACUUGGCAAUCAUGCUUCCUCUUUCUCACGACGUGGGUCUUUUUCGCUCUGGCCGAGGUUCUUCUGAUGAUUGGUAUUGGUGUAGAAUCUGGCCACCUCAGCAACUGGACGAGUCCUAAACCCAACUGUCAUGCAGUUCGGCCUGGUGUUUUCGCGGUCGCUGGUGUCUUUGGAUUAGUUACGGUGUUCCUCGGCGUCGGACUUUACCUGACUGCAUUGAGAUCACAAAGAUUGCAGCUCCAAGAGCAUGGAAGAAUCCCAACCGGCCCGGGCCCAUACCCACAUGUUCCCCCCACCGCACCCGUUAUUGAAGAACGUCAGAGCCAGCGGCAACCUCCACAGCAUGUUGAUAAAACUUCGACUUCCGCAUAGACCUGAAAGCUAGAUUUUAUGCCUGUCCAAUCAAUUUAAUUUAAAUUCUUGCGUCUUGUAAGCUUGAAGAGAGGCUGUGAAAAUAAAGAUCUCUUGGGGGAAAAAAAUAUCACUAUUUCCAUCAGUGUAUCGACAUACAAAUUUUCAAACUGGUUAGUGAUCAAACUCUCACAAAUAGGAGAUAGAACUUCCGUUAGCUCACCCAAACAAUAAAACUGACAGCUAAAAAAAACACAGCAAACAACUUAUUCACCUUUCUGCUUUCCUUUUUACAUGUAACAAGCACACCACUGUAGAAAACCCCCCACUGAACACUGGAUCAUCACGGAUACAUACAGUUUGUAUUCAGCAUUGUAAGUCACCGGGAUGCUGUUGACUUACUUGGUCUUUUGCC